Messenger RNA from Rhagoletis zephyria (snowberry fruit fly), 805 nucleotides. RefSeq lists its product as uncharacterized. NCBI's taxonomy places the organism in Eukaryota, Metazoa, Arthropoda, Insecta, Diptera, Tephritidae. The record is from RefSeq and is a predicted model, not a curated record.
AUGGACGAUCUACUGGACAAUACCUUUAUGGAGCUAAAAAGAAAAUUCAACAUUGACACCAAAUUUAUAGUAAAGUACGUGGACGAUAUUUUUGCUAUAGUAAGACGAAACGACGUGGAUACGAUUUUAAAGACACUCAAUCAAUACCAUCCCAAACUGCAAUUCACAAUGGAACCAGAAACUCAUUCCCGCAUCCCGUUCCUAGAUGUCAUGAUCCACAGGAAAAAUGACUCCAUAUUAUUAGAUUGCUUCGUGAAUAUAUUGAUUUUUUACAAUAACGUGGGAUACAAUUACGCACCACCGCAUCCCCUGCCAAUAUACGGACCACUAAAUACAGCGCACGCGCCACAGAUCUUUCACCAACCUGUAUCCUCAUAUAACCCAAGAGAACAUUGGAUUAUAGAAAAAUUAAAGAAAAAAAUAAAUCUGUUUGCUUUCGGCAAGAUAAUAUUAAAGCUGCUGGUAUUCAAAAAGAUUGUGAAAUUUAUUGGAGUAAUUUGUUUGCUUUUAUUUCUUCCGAAAUUAAAAGAUUUUCUCAAAGACGAUAUGUCAGUGGAUGAAAGUAAUGCGGAAAGUAGCAGAAUUAUCACAGAAAAAGAUGAACUCGAGAGGCAUAUUUCGAAACUACAAGCAGUAAUCUUAGGAUCUAUAACAUCACAGAGAUCAACUUAAAAAUAAUGCAACGUAUCUACUCAUAUCGUCGGCUUAGAAUGCAGAUGUUAUCAGUCCACUGUUUAAACAAAUUUUAGAUUUUUCUGCAGCAUUAAAGAAAAUGUAUAAAUACACCAUAAAAGAAAAAAGUAUA